AGUCCUGGGAGUCGUUAAACAGGAAAUAGGCCAAUACUUUUCUCUCUCUACGCCACGUUCUUCUUGGGUAAAGUCUGGAUCAAAUUCUGAGAAGGCUUGACCCCUAACGUAUUCAAAUUUCCAAUUGAAACAGGUUCCAAGUCAUAAAUGGAGUCUGCUUAUUCCCCAAAUUCUCUUUCUUUCUGGGAUUAUCUCAGUCUACUCGUGUUUCGUCCCGUUAUCGCCAUUUCAUUCGUCUUCUCCUUAAUACUCCUUGGUUGGUUUUUGGCGUGGAAGCUAGUCCUGGUUCAUGUUCCUUUAGUCCAAGAGAUCUUCGGUUUGCGCAAAAAGCCCGUAAAACCCAAACCCCCAACGCGUCGACGAUUUUCUCGAUAUUUCAACACCAUCGCUGCUCAAAAUCCGAAUUCUUCGUGGUAGUGAAUGUCACCGUUACACCCAGUAUACUAAUACAGUAUUUCUCUUCAAACUACUGCCUUGGAUUGGGAGGGGAACAAAAUUCUUGGAGUUGGUAAUCUUUGGAUGGAUAAGAGAGAGCUUGAUUUACAGAGUGAACAUAAGUGAGUGUCGAUCGCUGUUUCCCAACAAAGUAACUGAGCUUACAAGUUUAAGAAGGAUGAAGAUUUAGUGAAUGUGCUUGUGUAAAUUUGUUGAUAUCUAGAAACUGUGUUGUAAAAAUUUUACUUACUUGAAAAUAAUCUCUAAACUUUGGUAGAUUGAGCCUUUAUCACUACAGCUAGCAAUGGCCAACGGUAGGUCUGAUUUCUAUUCUUUGUUCUAACCAGGCAAGAAUUUAAUAAAGUGUCAAUUAUUUGGGUA
Messenger RNA from Cornus florida, 816 nucleotides. RefSeq lists its product as uncharacterized. Lineage: Eukaryota; Viridiplantae; Streptophyta; Magnoliopsida; Cornales; Cornaceae. The coding region runs from base 148 to 417 and encodes 89 amino acids. The transcript has 4 exons. The record is from RefSeq and is a predicted model, not a curated record.